GCUGGGGCAAGCUGGGGCAAGCUGGGGCAGGGCUGCGGGCUGCGCAGACGACCUGGGGGGCGCGCCUGGGGGCACAGGCGCUGCGAGACGCCCGACUCGGCCUCGGAGGCCGGGUGCGCUUGGCCCCUGCCGCUGGCGCGGGCAUCAAGCAACAGCCAGCGUGGUGCCCUGCGAGGAGCCCUGCGAAGAGCCCUGCGAGGAGCCGGUUCAGCGCGCCCUCCCAUUCCGGCCUCUAAGCUCCGCUCCGGGAGCGCGGCUGGCAAAGCCACCGCCCUAGCGGGCCCUGGAUGGGAAUUUGGAAGAGACCCUGGUCCAGUCCGGAGGGCCCUCCGGGCUUCGGAAGGAAGUCCAGGCGAACGCUGGACGUUGCGGACUGUCCAUAAAAGGCUGGGAAAGUACAGUCUGUACCACCCAGUCCUUCUCUAAAGAGACCUCUCUGCAGCAGAAAGGCUCGGGAGCGAGCUCCCACGCCCAGCUCUGGCCCUCCCCGGGUCCGAGGCCCACCCGGUUCUGGAGUUCUGGCCAUAUGACAUGUGCUUCUGGAUCCCUUCUUUCUUGCCUAUUCCUCUAGAAUGAGUACAAAGGCAUGUAUUCAAACCAACUCACCUGACUGCCUCCCAAAAAAUGGUGUCCAGUUUUCAGAGUUGUUAAAGUCACACUGACCUCUAGGAUCCUCCAGGUCCUAGUGCUACAGGGACAUGCCAAAGCUCCAAGGGCAGAAGAUUGCAAUCUGAGAAGGACCACACAAUUGCCAAACCUCUCAUAGGAGGUUUUGGCAAUUUCCUCACCAGAAGUGGACAAGGCCAAUCAGUUGUGUAUCAUCAUGCCACAGCAGCUCCUGAUCACCCUGCCCAAGACAAGCUCCUGGGUGAAGUUAAACCAUCCAAGAAAGUCAAAGGGGGAGGUGCCCCUAUGGGAGGAUGUGACUAAAAUGUUUGAAGAGGAAGCUCUGCUGCCUCCGGAUGCUGCUGAGACCCAGGAAGAAUGUUUAGAGGAUGAAUUGACGCCUGGCCUCCUGAUAGCAGAACCCCAGGAACUGUUGACCUUCAAGGACAUAUUUGUGGACUUUACCCAGGAAGAGUGGAGGCAGUUGGCCCCUACUCACCGGAAUUUGUACCGUGAUGUGAUGCUGGAGAACUACAGGAACCUGGUGUCAGUGGCAGGAUAUCAGUUUUCUAAGCCUAGUGUGAUUUCCCAGUUGGAGAAAGGAGAAGAGCCAUGGAUGAUACAGAAAGGAGACCCAGAAAAUACCAUUUCAGACUUGAAGAGUAAAAUAGAAGCCAGUGAGUCAACUGCAAACAAUGACAUAUCCCAGGAACAUUUAUAUCAUGACAUUAUGAUGGAAAGGUUCAUAAGGGAGGAUAUCAUUUAUUCCACAUUGAGUAAAGUUUCCAGAUACGAUGAUGUGUUAGAAAGGCACCAGGAAACCUGUGGAAGAAAUGUAAGACAAGCCAUUUUGACCCACAAGAAGAGAGUCCAAGAUGUUAACAAACAUGGGGAAACUGUUGUGAGUUCAAAUAUUUUAGAACAGAAGCAUCACAAGUGUGACACACCUAGAAAGAGGAACAAAUACAAAUUAGAUUUGAUUAAUCAUCCAAUAAGUUGCAUAAGAGCAAAAAUCUAUGAAUGUAAUAUAUGUGAAAAAAUGUUCAAACAACCCAAUCACCUUACUGAACACAUGAGAAUUCAUACUGGUGAGAAGCCUUUCAGAUGUAAGGAGUGUGGAAGGGCCUUUAGUCAAAGCGCAUCUCUUAAUACACACCAGAGGAUCCAUACUGGUGAGAAACCCUUUGAAUGUGAGGAGUGUGGCAAAGCCUUCAGACAUCGCUCAUCGCUUAAUCAGCAUCAUAGAACUCACACUGGAGAGAAGCCUUAUGUAUGUGACAAAUGUCAGAAAGCUUUUAGCCAGAACAUUAGCUUGACCCAACAUCUGAAGACUCAUUCUGGAGAGAAACCUUUUAUUUGCAAUGAAUGUGGGAAAACCUUUAGACAGAUUAGACACCUUAGUGAACAUGUAAGAAUUCAUACUGGGGAGAAGCCCUAUGCAUGUACUGCAUGUUGUAAAACCUUUAGUCACAGAGCAUAUCUAACACAUCACCAGAGGAUCCAUACUGGUGAGAGACCCUACAAAUGUAAGGAAUGUGGAAAAGCGUUUAGACAGAGGAUACACCUUAACAACCAUAAGACUGUCCAUACAGGAGUGAAAGCAUAUGAAUGCAAACGUUGUGGGAAAGCCUACAGGCAUGAUUCAUCCUUUAAGAAACAUCAGAGGCAUCAUACUGGAGAAAAACCUUACGAAUGUAAUGAAUGUGGAAAAUCCUUCAGCUAUAAUUCAUCACUUAGUCGACACCAUGAAAUACACAAGCGGAAUGCCUUCCGAAAUAAUGUGUAAAAAAAUAUUUAUUUGGUGAGAACAGAAGCCACAUCUGAAUCAGUGAUUCUAAGCUUUAAAAUUUCAGGACUCAAAUAAAUUUGAGAAAUUGAUUUAAUGAUGGCAACAUUAAAUUUUACCUGUUGUGUAAUAACA
Molecule: messenger RNA, 2527 nt
Organism: Sciurus carolinensis (gray squirrel)
Lineage: Eukaryota; Metazoa; Chordata; Mammalia; Rodentia; Sciuridae
Gene: Zfp69
Product: ZFP69 zinc finger protein
Exons: 6
Coding region: 824-2392 (522 amino acids)
Biological process (GO): regulation of cytokine production; negative regulation of transcription by RNA polymerase II; regulation of immune system process
Molecular function (GO): DNA-binding transcription factor activity; RNA polymerase II cis-regulatory region sequence-specific DNA binding
Source: RefSeq, a predicted model, not a curated record